Messenger RNA from Oldenlandia corymbosa var. corymbosa, 1485 nucleotides. NCBI's taxonomy places the organism in Eukaryota, Viridiplantae, Streptophyta, Magnoliopsida, Gentianales, Rubiaceae. The record is from the annotation of a GenBank genome assembly.
AUGAAUGAGGAGUUCUCUGCUUUUGCGGGGAAUAAGAUUGGCAAGUUUGUAGAAGUGUACCAGGACGCUGAUCGUAACUGUAUCAGGAGAUUGCUUCGUAUUAAGUAUGAAAGACUGACCGAAUGGUCCUAUAAUUGUGGUAUUAUUGGACAUGUGGAGACGAGUUGUCCGACAGCAACCCCUGGGAGUUCAUCUAAUCCACCAGAAUAUGGAAGUUGGUUGAAAGCAAAAGGUUAUUGGAACCCUUUUGUCUCAAAAAGUCCAGCGAAUGAGCCCGAUCUGUUUCAUGUUCCAGAUAUAUCUGAUGAGGAAGUAGCGCCAUGGACGAAACGUCAAGCUCAUCGUAUAUCAGUCAUCCCUAAUCGAACUUCUCACCAAGGUACCAAUGCUUCUAGACCAACCCAAAACCACAAUAUCCCAGUCGACCCUUCCCCUUCAAAUGGUGCUCCCCUCACUAUCGAUCAGCCUCCUCUUCUAGCCCCCACUAGCUCUCGAUAUGUUAACCCUCAAAAUCAGAAAGGCAAAAAGGAAGUUCUUUCAUCUGCUGACCCCUAUGUGAACAUUAUUCCAGUUUCCCCAGUUUCAAAUAAUAAUCUCCCAAACCCGAACCCUACACAGCUAUGUUUUCCUUCUCCCCUAGAACCUUAUCACCCCUUAUCUUCCCCACGCAUUCUUGAUCCCGUAUCUAUUCUCCCCACUAAUAAUGCCAACCGGAAUCCCCAGUCAGAUUCCCAGCCAAAAGAUAAUCCAACUAAUGAUCCAAACCUCCUCAGUCCAUUCCUAGUUUUUGUCCCCAUGACUUUAGAUACCUCGGCCCGAAAAGCUGCACGUCGCUUCACCACAAUGCGGUGGAAAGCUCUCCAAACUGUUUCUGCUCAGGCAGCAACUUCAAAUCGUGCGAAACGCAAGUUGGCACUGGAUGAUUUGGCAGGUUUUGACUUGCAACCAAUUGAUGUUGAAGUGCUUGGAAAAAAGGCUCGUUUUGAUAGUAGUCCCUCUUCUCCUUCUUUCUUAGAGAAUCUCUCUAUGGAUGGUGGUGUGGCGGAGUCUGGGUUUCAUCCCGGACCCACCCAACUCAACGAGUAUUCUCAAGGUUCCUCAGGAGGCCUUGCCAAGUUUUGGAGGAAAGAUUUGAUCGUGAAUUUGCGUUCUUUCUCAGACCGAUUCAUUGACACUAAUGUUGUUUUGCUGGGACCAAGCAUUUGCAUCACUGGUAUUUAUGGGGAGCCGGACGUUUCGCUCCAUAGAGAUGCUUGGAACUAUCUUUCCUCCCUGUAUGAUCCGUUAGAGCAACCUUGGCUUAUGUUUGGAGACUUCAAUGAAGUUCUCUCGCAGGAUGAAUUCGCUGGUUGUCGUCCAAGAGCGAAUUGGCGAAUUUCAGCUUUUCGAAACGCUUUGGAGCAUCAACAUUUGAUUGAUAUGGGCUUUGAAGGAUACAAAUAUACUAGCGUCUCAAAAUCAGUACCCCCGUACUCAGAGAGCUAG